Parascedosporium putredinis is the source of this 882-nucleotide messenger RNA. Lineage: Eukaryota; Fungi; Ascomycota; Sordariomycetes; Microascales; Microascaceae. The record is from the annotation of a GenBank genome assembly.
AUGCAGGGCUUCAACAUGGGGCGCUACCCCGGUGCCGGCCAGGUCGUGCGGUUCGAGAUGCCCUUUGCCAUCUGGUGCACCUCGUGCUCGCGCCCAACCAUCAUCGGGCAGGGCGUCCGCUUCAACGCCGAAAAGCGUCGUGCCGGCAGCUAUUUCUCCACUCCAAUCUGGAGUUUCACCAUGCGCCAUGUCGACUGCGGCGGGGAAAUCGAGAUUCGCACCGACCCCAAGAACACGGCGUACAUCGUGGAGCGCGGCGCCCGCCGCCGCGAGACCGCCGAGGAUGAGGCCAAGGAGGGCGACCUCGUCGUAGCCAGCGCCGAAGAGCGCGAGAAGCUGCGACAAAACGCCUUUGCUGGGCUCGAAAAGACCAUCGAGGAUCGGGAGCAGCUCAAGGCUGCUACCAGCAGGCUCACCGACCUCGAAGACGCUAGCUACAGGGAUUGGGAUGACCCUUACUCCCAAAAUCAGAUACUGCGCAAGACCUUUCGCAAAGAGAGAAAAAGGCUUGAGAAAGAGUCCGCCGCUGCCGAGGACGUCAAGGAUAGGAUGGGCCUGUCUAUUGACCUCCUCCCCUUCAACGAUAUGGAUGCCGUGCGUGCAUCCCUCGUCGAAUUUGGCUCGACCGACGAUGCUGAACCUCCCAAUAGGGCCAUGGCAAAACCUCUCUUUGCCCCAAAGCAGGGCGGGAAGCAGAAACUCGCCGCGUCCCAGUCCGUCCAGGACAAGGCCCGCAGCGCGAAGAAGCUCAAGUCCGAGGCCAUUGCUUCUAGACGCAAGGAGAUUCUUGUUUCGGAGAUCAUAGGCAACACUAGGGCUGCUAGGAGAGACCCGUUCCUAGACGGAGCAAAAGUUUUUGAGCCCUCGCCCACCCCCGGUUAG